AUGCGCUCAGGCCCGCCACCUGCGCCGGCCCCACCCGGGCACCCCGCUCGGCAGCCGCGGCCAGCCCUGCAGGCUCCGCACGCCCCCUCCCCACGGGACACCUCGGCACCGGCCGGGCCGCAGUCCAUUCUUCUUCUAAACUCCAUCAGCCGCCACUCGCCCAGCCCGAGCUCCCCGCCUCGCCCGACUCCGUCCCUGGGCGGCCGAAGGGGUAGAGGCUGCGCGGCUGGGACCGGGUCUCGACCCGGGCCGGGCCCGAGGAGCCCCCUCGCCAAGAGCGAGAAGCCGGCCCCCCGGAGGCCAGUGCCUGGGGGAGUCCUCGGAAGCCCCGCGGCGAGCAGGGGCCCGGAGGCCGGGCUGCGGGGCGCCACGGCCUACUCACCGGGAGCUGGCGGAGCGUGGGAGCCGGCGCGCCUCCCCCGGGCUGAGGAGCAGGACGCGGCCCCGGCGCGCGUCCCGACGCCGGGACCUCGCUCGGCGCAGGCGAGCCGGGAGCUCACUCCAGCCGCCGCCGUCGCCGCCGCUGCUGCUGCUUCGCCACCUUGGCCGCCAUCUUGA
Messenger RNA from Oryctolagus cuniculus (rabbit), 558 nucleotides. NCBI's taxonomy places the organism in Eukaryota, Metazoa, Chordata, Mammalia, Lagomorpha, Leporidae. The record is from RefSeq and is a predicted model, not a curated record.